UGAAGAAAUAUUGAAAUGGGAAGAGUAGUUAACAGAAGUUGAAAUUUGAGAUUCGGUGACUGAGAGUCUGUCAAACAAUUUUCUUCCCCGACGCUUUCUCCAUCAUGUCUCCUUCCAAACUUGAGUUGUGCCCUUCUGUAAAGAACAUCAUUCUUCUGGAUUCUGAUGGGAAACGUGUGGCAGUUAAGUAUUUCUCGGAUGAUUGGCCUACCAAUAGUGCAAAGGAAACUUUUGAGAAGCUUGUAUUCAACAAGACUCAGAAGACCAAUGCUCGCACAGAAGCGGAAAUAGCAAUGUUUGAGAAUAACAUUGUUGUUUACAAGUUUGUCCAAGAUCUUCACUUCUUUGUUACCGGGGCUGACGACGAAAACGAGCUUAUCUUAUCCACAGUUCUGCAGGCAUUUUUUGAUUCUGUUGGUCUCCUGCUCAGAGGCAAUGUGGACAAGAAGGAAGCACUUGAGAACUUGGAUGUCAUUCUAUUGUGCAUUGAUGAAAUUGUUGAUGGCGGUAUCAUUCUUGAAACUGAUCCAAGUGUUAUAGCUGGGAAAGUUGCAAGUAAUAGUAUUGAUUCUGGAGCUCCUUUGUCUGAACAGACACUAAGUCAAGCAUUGGCCACAGCAAGGGAACAUCUUGCAAGAUCCCUUCUUAAAUGAACCACUUUAAGUUUGCCAAUGGAGAAUCCUUAUCUUUUGGCAUUUCCUAGAUCCGCUUUUAAGAAUCAUACUUCACAUUGCAUUCUCGAACUUGAAUACUGAUGUUAUACUGGUCCUGUGAAAAAUAAUUUUGACAUGCAAAUAUAGAGUUUUUGAGCACUUAUUUUCUUGCCACAUUAUGUCCAUUUAAUUACCCAUUAAAUUUCAUGAUGUUUCAUUUUUACUUUUA
This is a messenger RNA of Cicer arietinum (chickpea), 882 nucleotides long. Its product is annotated as coatomer subunit zeta-1-like. Gene Ontology annotation, cellular component: COPI vesicle coat. NCBI's taxonomy places the organism in Eukaryota, Viridiplantae, Streptophyta, Magnoliopsida, Fabales, Fabaceae. Gene Ontology annotation, biological process: retrograde vesicle-mediated transport, Golgi to endoplasmic reticulum; intracellular protein transport; intra-Golgi vesicle-mediated transport. The record is from RefSeq and is a predicted model, not a curated record.